Molecule: messenger RNA, 393 nt
Organism: Penicillium soppii
Lineage: Eukaryota; Fungi; Ascomycota; Eurotiomycetes; Eurotiales; Aspergillaceae
Product: nuclear transport factor 2 family protein
Exons: 6
Coding region: 1-393 (130 amino acids)
Biological process (GO): nucleocytoplasmic transport
Cellular component (GO): nuclear pore central transport channel
Source: RefSeq, a predicted model, not a curated record
AUGGGGGAUUACCACGGAAUUGCCAGGGCGUUUGUAGAACACUUCUAUAGAACGUUCGACAAUUAUGAAGCCAGGAGCUCUUUGGCUUCCCUCUACCGUCCUGAGUCAAAGCUGAGAUGGGAAGGCCAAGAAUUCCAAGGUGCCCAGGAUAUCAUAGCACAAUUGAUCAAACCCGAAAUGAAGACCGUGAAGACUAAGAUCAACACAACUGACCCCUCUCCCUCUGUUGACAACGGUGUUCUAGUGGUUGUGACUGGAAACUUGGUUAUCGAUAACGCGUUUGAUAAACCGUUUGCUUUCACAUCGACAUUUCUGUUGUCACCUAUCCCUGGGCAGCCCGGUGGUUAUUUCAUCUACAAUCAGACCAUCGUGUUGAUGGGCCUAAAGAUGUAG